AUGGCUCGUACGAAGCAAACUGCGAGGAAGUCAACCGGAGGAAAAGCCCCUCGAAAGCAACUGGCUACCAAGGCUGCGAGGAAGAGUGCACCGGCAACUGGUGGAGUCAAGAAACCACAUCGUUAUAGACCAGGAACUGUCGCUCUUAGGGAGAUCAGGCGCUAUCAGAAAUCAACUGAACUGCUCAUCCGCAAACUGCCUUUCCAGAGACUCGUCAGAGAAAUUGCACAAGAUUUCAAGACCGAUCUAAGAUUUCAGAGUUCAGCCGUGGCAGCGCUUCAAGAGGCAGCGGAGGCUUAUUUAGUGGGACUUUUUGAAGAUACGAACCUUUGUGCCAUCCAUGCAAAACGUGUCACCAUUAUGCCUAAGGAUAUUCAGUUGGCCAGGAGGAUUCGUGGCGAGCGAGCC
Molecule: messenger RNA, 408 nt
Organism: Owenia fusiformis
Lineage: Eukaryota; Metazoa; Annelida; Polychaeta; Sabellida; Oweniidae
Source: the annotation of a GenBank genome assembly